This is a messenger RNA of Diceros bicornis minor, 9040 nucleotides long. RefSeq names its product gigaxonin (gene GAN). Gene Ontology annotation, molecular function: protein binding. The transcript is spliced from 11 exons. Gene Ontology annotation, biological process: cytoskeleton organization. Bases 129 to 1922 code for a protein of 597 amino acids. NCBI's taxonomy places the organism in Eukaryota, Metazoa, Chordata, Mammalia, Perissodactyla, Rhinocerotidae. The record is from RefSeq and is a predicted model, not a curated record.
GAGAGCCGGGCCAGACGGGCGCGCGCGCGGGCUGUGCGGACGGGGCGCGCAUCGGCCGCGGGCGGCUCGAGGGGUCCUGCAGAGCGGCGUCGAGAACCGGAGCGUCCGGCUGACAAGCGGACGCCGCGAUGGCCGAGGGCAGCGCCGUGUCCGACCCUCAGCACGCCGCGCGCCUGCUGCGGGCGCUCAGCUCUUUCCGCGAGGAGUCCCGCUUCUGCGACGCGCACCUGGUCCUCGACGGGGAGGAGAUCCCGGUGCAGAAAAACAUCCUGGCGGCGGCCAGCCCCUACAUCAGGACAAAGUUAUACUAUAAUCCUCCAAAAGAUGAUGGAUCAACCUAUAAGAUUGAACUUGAAGGGAUAUCGGUAAUGGUUAUGAGAGAGAUCCUGGAUUACAUCUUCAGUGGGCAGAUCCGGCUAAAUGAAGAUACAAUCCAAGAUGUUGUACAGGCAGCAGACCUGCUCCUGCUGACAGAUCUUAAGACUCUGUGCUGUGAGUUUCUAGAAGGCUGUAUUGCUGCUGAGAACUGCAUUGGGAUCCGAGACUUUGCCCUUCAUUACUGCCUGCACCAUGUCCAUUACCUUGCCACAGAAUACCUGGAGACUCAUUUCCGAGACGUCAGCAGCACAGAAGAGUUCCUAGAACUGAGUCCUCAAAAGCUUAAAGAAGUGAUUUCUCUUGAGAAGUUAAACGUUGGCAAUGAAAGAUAUGUCUUUGAAGCAGUCAUUCGAUGGAUAGCACAUGACACAGAAAUCAGAAAGGUCCACAUGAAGGAUGUCAUGUCGGCACUAUGGGUUUCAGGGUUAGACUCCAGCUACUUACGGGAACAGAUGCUGAAUGAACCUUUAGUACGAGAAAUUGUCAAAGAGUGCAGCAACAUUCCACUCAGCCAGCCACAGCAGGGGGAGGCGAUGCUGGCGAAUUUCAAACCCCGGGGUUACUCAGAAUGCAUCGUGACUGUUGGUGGAGAAGAAAGAGUUUCACGGAAACCAACAGCAGCGAUGCGAUGUAUGUGCCCUCUUUAUGACCCUAAUAGGCAGCUUUGGAUUGAACUGGCCCCUUUAAGCAUGCCAAGAAUUAACCACGGAGUGCUCUCAGCAGAAGGAUUUUUGUUUGUAUUUGGGGGCCAAGAUGAAAAUAAGCAGACCCUGAGCUCAGGAGAAAAGUAUGACCCAGAUGCAAAUACAUGGACAGCAUUGCCACCAAUGAAUGAGGCAAGGCAUAACUUUGGAAUUGUGGAGAUAGAUGGAAUGCUGUACAUUUUAGGAGGAGAGGAUGGUGAGAAAGAGCUAAUUUCCAUGGAGUGUUAUGAUAUUUAUUCUAAAACCUGGACAAAGCAGCCUGAUUUGACCAUGGUUAGAAAGAUUGGCUGCUACGCAGCUAUGAAAAAGAAAAUCUAUGCCAUGGGUGGAGGAUCAUAUGGAAAACUUUUUGAAUCUGUGGAAUGUUACGACCCAAGGACCCAGCAAUGGACUGCUAUUUGCCCCCUGAAAGAGAGAAGGUUCGGCGCUGUCGCCUGUGGAGUUGCCAUGGAGCUCUACGUGUUUGGGGGAGUCCGAAGUCGCGAGGACAUCCAGGGUGGUGAGAUGGUGACUUGCAAGUCUGAAUUCUACCAUGAUGAGUUUAAAAGAUGGAUCUAUCUUAAUGACCAGAAUUUAUGCAUCCCCGCGAGUUCCUCUUUUGUUUAUGGAGCUGUACCCAUAGGAGCCAGUAUUUACGUUAUCGGAGAUCUUGAUACAGGUACCAAUUACGACUACGUGCGUGAGUUUAAGAGAAGCACAGGAACCUGGCACCACACUAAACCACUCCUUCCCUCCGACCUUCGCCGCACCGGGUGUGCAGCCUUACGUAUUGCAAAUUGCAAGCUUUUCCGCCUGCAGCUUCAGCAAGGCCUAUUCCGUAUCCGUGUUCAUUCGCCUUGAAGAAGAAGCAGAGCAGAAGCAGAGCUCCUGACCAAGUGCACCACAACACGGCUUUAUGUGAGGGGAACAGAAAUGGCAGCCAGAACUUGCUCUGCGUGCCGGGCUUUGUAUGGUACCUCUGGUGGUUUUAUAAUGCUUAGAAGCUUGAGCUUCAGCUCUUGUUUGGGAGAACACGUGAUUGUUGAAAACUACCUGGGAGGAAGCAGCUCCUCCAGUUAGAUGUGUCUGUGCACAAACAGAGGCUAGUAAAUGUCAGAAGGAAAAGGAAAGUGAGAAUCGGUAUAAUGUAAAAUAUUGACGUUAAAAUACUAAGGUGCGUUUUCCUUGAAGGGAACUCGUAUCCGACUGACGGUUGUGUGCGAGUCCCUGGCUUUGGUAAAUAAACAAACAAAAAUCCAUAUAUGCAAAUCAACAUAUCCUAACAUACCAAGAUUGCUUUCUACUGCACCUGAAAGGGAGCAUUAUGCCUAACCCUGCCCGACCAAGUAAGGUUUGUGCCUACAAUGUUAGAUUGGACUGUAUGCGAGCUCGUGUCCAUAUACUACUAGUACUCUGUCCUGAGACUCUUUUUAAACUAUAUUAUGAUGAAUUGAAACUAAGAUAAAAUUUAUCUUUGAUGACAUUCUAUCUUAGUAAUCUAAAGAUUUAAUAAAUUAAUGAGUCAGGUUGCAGCCCUCAUGUGAAUUUCAAGGAAGUUGCUAACCUCUGUGUUAAUUUGGAUUAAGACACGUCAUGUCAUCAUUUCUGGGGUAGUACUCUUGGCGUUGUGAAGGAUCUCAUGCAGUGCCAUUCUUCUUUCCAAUUAACCAAAACCACUUUAUAAAUAUGAGGGUAUUAGUGAGUAUGAGAUUUUAUAAAAGAAAGACUUGAGUCAGACAAAUAAAAAAGGUCUGCUAUGACUAAAAAAACUGUCCAGACAAAAUAUAUAGGGAUCAAAAACUUUUAAAAACAAUCUGUCUGAAAGCACACACAGUCUUGUUUACUACUGUUUAGGAUGAAAACUUGUCUUAGAACGUGAAUCUUUGUUAAGAAUCUCGUCUUUGUAGUAGAAUUUUCUCAAUGCCGUUCACUAGUAAGAGUUCUAGAUAAAUUACAAGUAAAGUUUGGCUGGUAGAGUCAACUACCUCAACCCAAUUGCAUUCUGUUCAUCAUAGAGCAAAUUCAUCCUUUCCUCCCUCUCUCACUCCCGUGCCAGCCCACUCUCCCCACUUCCUACUGGGGGGAAGGUCUGUCCUUAGUAGCACUUAUCUUGUAAGAUAUUUUGUUUUCCAUUCGAAUUAUACCACCUUAGCAGGAAAUCAGGGACUUCAAAGUUCUUGAUUACUUCAUAAUUUGAAUUUUAUGCAAUAUCAGAUUUCUAAUCAAUUUAAUAUAGAAGUCUUCAUUUUUAAUUGUUUUCUACAGCUUUUAUUUUUCUCUUAGAAUAUGGCUCUAAGAAGCAGGAUUUUUGUCUUACUGGUUAAUGUAUAAAUGUAUCCUUUGGCUAUAAAUUUGAGAACAGGAAUUUCUUGUAGAGACUUCCUGUGUGGAAUGUUUAUAUGCUAUUAACAUGCAUAGAAAUGUUGCUUAUGUUUUCCCACUGUGAACAGAAAAAGGGGUGAGCAGUUUUUUUCUUACACCUGUUAGUAGUCAAUACAAUGCUGUAAAAGUUGCUGAAGGGAGCCUUGCCCGUGGGGGUUCUAAAGAAUGUUAUUCGUGGCACGUUAACUCUCUGUUGUGGCAGAAGAUUUUGGUAGCAGAAGGUAUAAGGUUUUUGUCUUCUCUGUCAGAGGCACUAGGCCACAUUUGCCACACGUUCGUGUAACACAGUCAGAUUCGAUAUGUCAAUCAAAGCCAGCCUUUUUUCUUUGCAUCGUGUACCAGUCAGCUGUUGUCUGCACACUUUCCCAACAAUACUUGGAUAUCCUUUAAUCAGAGCAAGCUAUGUGGCCACGACAAAGAAAGAAAAUUUUCUUUUUACAAUUAGAUAUAGGGGAAACAAGUUGCUGAAAAAGUGAAUUUUCUUUGGUAAAAUACCUAGUACAGAACAGAACCUUGGCAUCAGAAGCUGCGGUUGCGGUACGUUAAAGUAGUGACUGAUACCUUAUUAAAGCCUUCACAGUCAGAAAAUUCUCUUUGUUUUUUAAUUUCUGGAGUUUAAAAUUCUUCCCAGUCUAUGCUGGGCCUUCCCAAGGAGACAGUUUGUUGUUUAGGAAUGAGUGGGUUGCUACUGCAGUGUUGUCAGUGCCUGCGUGGCUGGGUCAGUUCAUUUUAUAGAAGUAGUUCGUUUUUUUUUUUUUUUUCAUUCAGUUCAUUGACACUGUAGCUACAGAAAUUAGAUAAUAUUUUUUAAAAUAAAUUUGCAACAUAAUAGAUGCAGUAACCAACAAAAGCUGCUAAGUGCCACACUGUUAUUUUACUAAUGUAUAAAUAUAAAAAUAUUAUGUUGAAGUGUAGGGAUAUAUUUAAUUUUAUUAUAUUCCAAAAUUAAUCAUGACUUUUUUGUAAAUUACAGUUAUUUCAGUAUUGUGAAAUAAAUUUUAACUCAUUUCAUGCAGGUUUAUGUUUUAACAUUCCACUUAUGCCUUGAAACAUCUUUUCCUGAUAAAUUUUUGAUAAUUCUUUUUCCAUAAGGCAUUUUUACCAGAUGUAUGUUGGAAUUGGCGGCUGACGAUAGAUCUUAAAAUUUUAAACAUAAAUCUUUGGGGGAAGUGCAAUUUAUUUUCAUUAUCCCACCAACAGAAGGAAAGUUAUCUCAGGUUAGAAUAAGUGAAUAUUUAAAGGAUCUCUCUUAGGCUACAGUCUAAAGUAAGUUUGUUUGUUUCUUUCUUUGUUUAACACAUCCAAAUAUAGAUUUUUCAACGAUCUAAGUGUUUAAUUUAAAAUGAAGUGUUUUGGGGUUUCUUUUUUUUUUUGUGAUAGUGCUUAUAUCCUGUGAGAGGAAAAAGUGUGAGAGAGAGAUGAGGUGUGUGAGAGUGUGUGUGUGUGAGAUGUGACUUGGUAAGUCUGUUUGUACAUGUUUACUUUUUGAAUUGUAGUUCCAAACUACAUACAUUACUGUCUCCUGGUGCUUCAGAUAAAUUCUUGAGCCUGUGGCCCUUCGGUUUAUACUACUGGGUUAAACUCAUGUUGAGUGUAAAUAUUGGUAUAUUUGUAGUUUGUAGUAAGUUUUACUUGGUGUUUGCAUUUCUUUUCUUUAGUGGGAUUAAAAACAGUGUUUACCAACUAGUUGUUGGUAUGCUAUAAAGAUUUGGCCUAAGAAAUGUCUAAAUUCAUUGUUUAUUUCAUGAUUUCAUUGCUGUGAGGGUUGGUAGCUAGCAGUAGGCUUUUCUCAAUCUGUGCAACAACAAGGAAAGAACCUCUGAGGAGUGCUGGGCGGGAUGCUGUUUGCACUGAAGCGACUUGUUAUAUUGCACUAUCACUUUAAUGGUGGCCCUUUCUGCAGUGCGGCUUUGGAAAUGCCAUUUUCAUAAUUGAUAAGGAGGGUUCCCUAGGCCAUGUCCAGGAAGUACAUUGUUAUGUUGACAUGGUAAAGGUAGGGCUGUCUUUGCUGUGGCAUCUCAGUUCCUCAUGGUAGUAAGUUAGGUUUCUAGAGAAAUCGGUUAGCUGCCUUGGUCCAUUGGGGUUCCAUUUGGUGCGUUCCUGCUUCAGUGUACCAAACCGGGGAUCCCACAGCGUUUUCCAGGGAGCGCUAAAGACACUGCAGUACUACCUUCCAGAAUGUUGGCUUUCUUGAUUCAAGAGGAGGCCCCCUGGGGUCAGAUGAAGACAUUUGAUUAUCUGGGGAAAGAAUGAGGUGUCGCUUUCACUGCAUCAAUGUACAAGGUGCUGGGACCCCAUUACAAAGCACCUGGCAGAGGGGCAGGGCGAGGCCGCUCUCGGUCGGUGGCUGCGUCUCGAGCCUGUGAGGCUUGUGGGAGCCGACGAGGAAAGAGAUUCCCAUUGGUGCAGAAAAGCCUGCCCUGGGUUUAAUCAACAAAUGUUUAUCGAGCACCUACUAAGAAUUCUGCUUGGAUUUCUGGGGAGCUUGACGGUGAGGCAGAGGUACUCCUGCCCUCCCUCUAGGUUACAGACUCUUUGUGGGCAAGGCCCUCUUUUACUCAUCUGCCAAUCCCAGUGCUUGGACACAGUGGGUAGUCAAUAAAUGUUUGACCAGUGAAUAUAGUAUGCAUGUGAUCAAAGUGAUAUUCUGCAUAGGAUUGAAAAGUACUCUCCAAGAGUGACUUAUUUUCCUGGAUUUUAAAUGAAACAUUUUGUACACAGAUGGGCUGGCCUCCUAAUAGAGAGUGGGAAACUAGUACAGAAUAAAAAAUGCCAAGUGCCUGCCAUAGAUGAUGCCCAAUCCCACGGUCUCUGUAUGUUCUGUGGGGGUUUUGAGACCCUGUACUCAGCACACCUAAUAACGUUGAUCACAUUAUAUAGUGUUGGGCUUUAUUUAUUGCAUUUUACAUGGGGCUCAAAAUCCCAGAACAUACUGCUUUGGUCCUCACAUCUCUGUGAUGGGUGCAGUGCUCUCCACUGGACGGAGAGCAGUCUCUGAGGCCAGGAGACACAGCUAAAUUUCCCACUUCAGGUGUGAGUAGGAACCAAAAGCAGAAUCCAGGUCUUUGGAUUAUCAUUUCACGUCCAGCCUGUUAGACUACCACUUAAUUUUCUUAGACAUACGAGUAUUUUUAAUCAUAUAAUUAUUUGUGGUAUAACUUAAAUCCCCAAACAUAUCUUUUGCAAGUUGCACAGAUAGAAACUUGAAAAAUCUUUGGCUUUCUUUGUCAGUUAGCUAUGGAAAAUGUAAGAGUUUACUACUAAGGUCGUAAGAACAGAAGUAAUAAGUGUGUUUGAAGGAGAAGCUGUUUUUACUUCGAAAGAGCUGAAGCUUCAUUUAAACUUCCCUUUCUUACCACAUGUAAGGAGUAACAGAAAAGGCACUGUGUCCUAGAAUGGUGAGGAAAGUGUUUCGCUAGCUUUCUAAUAAUCCCUGCAGUAUUCUUUGUAGCUGCUUCAGAAAUUAUAGAAAUGGGUGGUAUGCAGGUGAGGCAUGACCCACUUGCCCAUGUCUGAGAAGAACGUGAACUCAGGUUGCGAGCUUGUGUCGCCUGCUGGCAGUGAGAUCUUAAUCUCGUUCAACUAUAGACUUUUUCUAUUUUUUUGGCAAUCUAGCCAGUAAAACUUUUAAAAUUUUUAUAUCUUUCAGAAGUAAUGCUAUUAUUAUUUUAAUUUUAAACAUAUCUCAGCGUUGUCUCAUUGCAGUAGUUCAUUUAUGGGACAUGUGGGGAGCUCAGUGAGGACUCUGUUCUUUGGUCCGAUGCACACAGUUUAGGAAAGUUUGUUCUUUUCCGUUCUAUCAUUGAAGUUCUCUAAGGGAUUAGAUUUUUAAACUCCAUCCCUUUCUCUUGAAAUCAAAUAUCUAAUAAAUAAAACAACAUUGCAUAAUUAUCUAGUGAGAAAAGUCUAUUGCCUUUUCUUUUUUAUUUUGAGAUUAAAAACUAGUCUUUUUAAAUUGCUACUCAACUGAAAUUUGAGCUGAUCAUAAUUUUUGAUAUUGAUGUCCUCAUGGCCCAACGAAGGUGUGGUAGUUCUUAAAUCACUGUGAUUUGAGUUAGAGAAGGUACGAGCAGGAGGGAUGACAGCCCAGAGUCUGGGUGCACGCUGCGUAAGAUGAAGUGGAGAAAGAUCAGCCAGUUCCUAUGACCUGUGUAAGUAAAUGGCCGCUGCAGAGAAUUCAGAUCCCUAGUAGAUGUAAGGUCAUCUUUCUUUCUGGUUGGUGAAUUAUAUUCAUUAGAACUUUAUUUUUAGCAUUUCAGUACAAAUCAUAGGUUUUGAAGCACCUUAUUUUUAUUUUUCUUCCUCAUCAGUUACAUAUAAGGUGUACCUUAGAAGCUCGAGUUGGAUUUUCUCGAGUUGAACCAGUGAGCUUGGUGUAAAUAUGACUCGACAUGGCUGCUUUGUCGAGUUUCCUGCUUCAUUGGGUGAGAAUUACGUGCGCGUGUCCCCUUGUCCUUUGUGUUUAUAGGAAACCCCUGUUCUCGCUACCUCAUUGUGUGUGUUGGGCUUGAUUGCACGCCAGGUUAGAAUUCAGCACGUUCUGCCCCAACAAAAUCCUGGAAGCAGGCCGUGCGCGGCCUUGAGGAGUACAGUCCUCCAAGGCGUGUUCCCACUUUGCUACUUCUUUUCUUCAAUAGGCACUUUUAAUCAGGAGGAGCAAUAAUUCUCCUAGAGCUGCUGCAAAGCGAUUACUUGAAACUCAACUUGAACUUUAAAGAGUCUUUAAAAGACUAUGUUUUCAUAAUGUAGAAAAGUGGUAUAUUAAACACCACUGCUGUGUAAAAUAGAGGGUUUGAUUUCCAUCCUUGUUAGGGUCAGACAGGAGAAUUUGUAUAUCAGUAAUUUGACCCAGUGUUUGGGAUUUAAAUGCUUGAGGCUACUAUUUUUCCUUUUCUAUAAGGUGCUAUUGUGAGCGGUUUAAGGAUCCAAGGGUAUUUUCAUGAAUUUGUUUCCCAAGAAUCCUUAAUUUUCAUGAAAAUAUAGGCUCAUUAUUAGAUUCCCCUUCUGUUUUAGUUCUGAUAACCUGGGGUUUUAAAAUGAAACUCUGAAACAGUUUCCUAAGUGCAGGGUUGAGGUUGACCGAACACACAGAAGUGCAUUAGACUUAAAAUCUCGAGUGAUGGGAUUUGUUCCGUGUGUCAGUGGAGCGUCCCCCACUUCCUCCUGUAGCGCCUUCUCUGCAUGGCACGUGUGGGGCUCUGUCCUCCCAGCGGCUGUCAGCUGGCCUGGGAGCUGUGAGGCCCCUUGCUUCUUGCAGACAGACCCUCCCUUCUUGGAGAGAUUUCUCAUAGGAAUUACCCAGUGUCCCUAGUGCCCAAAAGAGUCAUGCCCCAAACCCUAGCCUGCUGGGAAUAACUGACGUAAAAUCUAAAACUUCUCUGUCCUUACGCGUUACUGAGGUUUAAUUUUUAUGCUUGUACUUUUUAGAGAAGGGUCUUGCUCCUGACAGGAGAACAGCAGGCUUUCUCCUGUGGUGACAGCAUGUCAGCACGUGUGGAUCUGGCAGCAGCCAAGAGACUUUUUUUGAGUGGUUUCCAAGAGAACCGAGGCUUACCCACUUAAAGCCCCAAACUUUCUAAUUUCAAUUAUGUUGAGGA